AGGCUAACACUUCUGUUGUCGUGUGCAAUGAAAUUUCAAUCCUAUCCUCACGACACACAAAACUGUACGAUGAAAAUAGAGUCGCUUUCGUAUACAACCGAUGAUCUGGUGUUUGAUUGGGAGACAGAAACACCACUGGCUGUCGACGAGUCCAUUGAAUUGCCUCAACACGACCUCAUCGACAAACGCGUCGGUGACUGCACUCAAGUCUAUUCCUCGGGAAAUUUUACGUGCGUACAAGUGUUGUUCACAAUAAAAAGGAGACUGGGUAUGUAUUGUUUGAAAUACUAAUUAUCC
Medioppia subpectinata is the source of this 297-nucleotide messenger RNA. The record is from the annotation of a GenBank genome assembly. Lineage: Eukaryota; Metazoa; Arthropoda; Arachnida; Sarcoptiformes; Oppiidae.